GGCGGGGAGCGAGCGUGAGGGUGGAGCGAUGAAGCUGACAGUGUUGUUGCUGCUGGUCCUGCCGGCUCUGUCCUCAGCCGGUCUGCAGGACAUCGUGAUGAAGAAUUCACAGCACAAAAAUGCCAACUUACUGAACCCAGAACUGGAGCAGAGGGUCCCUAAACCAACUGGUAACAAAGUGCCAGGUCCUCUGAAUGCUGCUGAGCUUGAGCAGCAACAACAUCAGCGCUUCAUGUUUGGAGACAACGUUAACCUGGAGUGGCUUACCUGGAAUGGCUCACUGCCCAAUGGAGCCGUUGCAAUCUACAACGGCUACACUGAGCGGACCGACUACGUCUGCAAGUACAAGUGUGAGUCCGGCUUCUACAACCCAGGCCUAGGCCCUUACUGCCGCUAUCCCUACGGAGACCGUGAGUACUACGCUCCUGAAUUUGAGAUUCUGUCCAACAAAGACAACUUUGAGUUUCUGGAAUGGAAGGAAGAUUCUUAUGGCUCCGUACCCCAGCAUUCAGUGAGGACUUGCACCGGUGUGGACAUUUAUGUAGGCAAGAACAAGUACGGACUUGGGAAGGUUGUUUCAAAGUUUGAGGCAUUUUUUCUGCCCUGGGAAGGAGAUGAGUACUGGUACAAGUAUUACCAAGUCCUGACUAUCAACAGGGAUGCCUACACCCAGCACAUCUCUGAUGUCAAAUACGCUAUCAAUGAGGCCGCAAUAUUCCAGUAUCCUCCAGAGACCAUGCGUAUCUCCGGGGUCACCAACAACGAGUGUCAGACGGUGACAAAGACUGUCACCAUCUCAAAGACGACAGAAGUUGAGAGCACCUGGAACAUCGGCCGAGCCACCAUGCUGGGCAUCACAGGCACCAUCACAGCCAAAAUUCCCUUUAUCGGCUCCGGAGGCAUUGAGCUGUCUGGUGAGAAGACACUGCAGUUUAACAAAGGAACCACCAUGAUAGAAGCACUUAGCCACUCCGUGUCUGUGGAACUCAAAGUCCCACCAAACCACUACUGCAGAGUCCAAAUGGAGGGUCGUAAAAUCAAAGCAGAUAUCCCCUAUACUGCACGACUCAGCCGCACCUACCGAAAUGGGGAGACCCAGUGGACGUCCAUUUCUGGAACAUAUGAUGGUGUUCAGAUUGGAGAAGUCCGUGCAGUGGUGGAUCGCUGUGAACCUGUGGUUGAUGCAAAGCCCUGUCCCUGAAGGACUCACUGAAUUUUUUUAAGAAUCUGAUUUUUGUGAUAUUAAAACCAAAUGACAUGUCACAAAACUAGUCAAUAAAAUAUUUCCAUC
Thalassophryne amazonica is the source of this 1291-nucleotide messenger RNA. Its product is annotated as natterin-3-like. NCBI's taxonomy places the organism in Eukaryota, Metazoa, Chordata, Actinopteri, Batrachoidiformes, Batrachoididae. The record is from RefSeq and is a predicted model, not a curated record. Bases 29 to 1201 code for a protein of 390 amino acids. The transcript has 3 exons.